CAAGGGCAUCGCUACUAGUAACAAGGUUUAGGAGUCUUUUUGAUCGUUUUGGAGUCACACCUUCGGUCAGGACGCAGAGGGUGUUCUCAAUUUUGCCGGGCAUGAAGACAAUGGCCGUGGAGCUGCAAGGUGGAUUAAGAAUACAGAGGCGGUUGCAAUGGGCGCGUUGAACAAGUAUGAGACCGGACAGCACAAGAUCUUCUCGGAUUUCGCGGAGAAGUUGAAGGACACCACAGACUACAUGAACAAGCGCAUGGGGAGCACUGGAAUAUCAAUGGGCUCCACUGGGGUCAGCUUUGCAGCGCCAGACACCACAGUCUUCUUGCAACCUGAGGAAAGAGAUAUGCUGCAAAGUCUGGAGAUGCAAAAGAAACAAAAAGAGAAAACGGUUUGGGAGCUCAAAAAACAGCUUGAUGAAUUGAUUGCGACGCGGAAGAACAUGGAUGAGGUGGCACCAGUGUCCAGUGGCAACACGGAGGCCAAGAUGGGCACUGAUCAGCGCUCGCGACAUGCCGAGAGCUUAGAUGAGAUGGAUGAGGCCUUGACCUCCUUGGAGGAAGAGUGCCUGGGUGCGAAGAAAGCCGCGGAGGCUGCUGGAUCACAGCUGGCCAGGAUGGUGGAGUUCAUGGCCACGGGGCAGAAGAACUUGCGAAAACUCUUCGGAGAUCUCAAGAUCACGGAACGGAAGCAAGAAGAGGCACGUCAAAGACUGCAAGAUCUGGUUUUGCCAGAAAGCCGGCAGCUGGUCUACGAGAUGGUGCGGACCUCCCAGCAACUUGAGCAGUGGAGCUCCUGGAUACCACCAUUUUACCAGUUCAAAGCAGCUCCUCUGCAGUGCCUGCAAGCAGCGAGU
This is a messenger RNA of Durusdinium trenchii, 853 nucleotides long. The record is from the annotation of a GenBank genome assembly. Lineage: Eukaryota; Dinophyceae; Suessiales; Symbiodiniaceae.